Solea senegalensis (Senegalese sole) is the source of this 1820-nucleotide messenger RNA. It is a transcript of the gene enkd1, whose product is annotated as enkurin domain containing 1. The record is from RefSeq and is a predicted model, not a curated record. The coding region runs from base 133 to 1200 and encodes 355 amino acids. NCBI's taxonomy places the organism in Eukaryota, Metazoa, Chordata, Actinopteri, Pleuronectiformes, Soleidae. The transcript has 8 exons. Gene Ontology annotation, cellular component: cytoplasmic microtubule.
GUAUCGCUCUGUUCGUGCUAGUCGGUCACAGGUGUUUGAUGUUGCCUCGUGUUUCACAUAUUUAAGAUAAUUGCGUUGCCAUUUUACAGCGUGAAUUCGUCGACCGUGCGUGUGCGAUUUGAAAAGCUUCAGAUGUGUGAGGGACCUUCAUCAAUAUCUGGGCCAAUUCCCCCUGAUCCCUCUCUGUUUCCUCAAAAUGACCAACGUCCUGCCACAGCUCGUGGUCGUUUAGAAGGAAACCAUGGGGGGACUUUGGCUCUUCUCUCAGGGCCUCUUGCUCCAGACCCCGUGUUGUAUCCGGGCAGCUACAGCGCCCGCACCCCAGCACAUCCUCCCCGUGUCAGGCCUAAUGCCACUCAUAUUCUGGAACGAGGACAAAGAGGGGUGAUAGGGCAACUACUCAAACUAGAUGGUGUUUCAGUUUCCCCUGUUCCUAAACAGAAGCAGAGAGUGCAUGAUUUUUGCAAAGAGAAUGUGCGUCGUCUUCGAGAAAUCCAGAGACGCUGCAAAGAGCAGGAGGCUGUGAGAGCACAGUCCCAUCCCGUCCCAGUCAAAGCUCUCUGGACGUCCUCCAAAUACGAGAACGUCCCAUCAAAGGUCGUGGUCCAGCUACAGAUUUCUAGUCCAACCACUAAACCACAGUGUCAAAAUUAUCUGAAGGCCCACUCUUCUGCUCCACCAAGACCUCGCUCCAAAACGUCUUCUGCAGCGCUGCGGCGCUCUUCGUCCUGCAUCGAUACACGUGACCAGGAUUUGCAAUUACAGGUGGAAGGUCAGACCAUCGACUUCAUUAGACAUAAUGCCAAGAGUGCAGCUUUAACUGUGCUGCGUCGGUCCCAGUCACUGACAAACCUCAAAAAUAUGCCUGUUCCCAGUGCAGUCAAGGGACAGGUGCCUCAGUAUCUUGAGGAAAGGAAGGAACAAUGGCGAAGAGAGGAGGAGGAAAGGAGGAGGAACACACCUGAUCCUAGAACCCCAGCUGGUCACACACUGAUGCCUGAGAGCGAGAGGCAGGAGACACUGAAAUCCCUCAAAGAGACCCAUCGCUCCCUGGUGGAUGAGCUGCUCUCUCUUCCUCUCAAAGCCGACAAUCUGAGUGUUCGCUCACGAAGAGCUCACCUUGACUGUAGGCUUUCUGAAAUCGAGGAGGCCAUUAAGAUAUUCUCAAGGGACAAAGUUUAUGUAAAAAUAGAUUCAUAACACACACAGAGGAAGAAGAGGGAAGGAAGAGGAAGAGAUGAGUGUUUUCUCUAGUUCAUAGAUGCAUUAUGAAAACACAACACUAAAGCUUGAAAUACAUGGUUUUAAAAAGUUUCAUUUUGUAAAACAGUAUUAAAAAGGGUUGUAAUUAUAAACACAGAGUUUACUGAAUAUUGUUCAGAUUACAUGUUACAGGCAUUUUAAUUUACAAAGGUAGAUGCUUUGUUUUUAAGGUCCUUCAAUAUUAGUCACAGAAAUGUGAUUAUUUGACCUGACAUUUUUAAUUGAAACUCGCCAUGUUUUUACAGUUUUUGUCAAUUUUGUGAAUUUUUCAGAUCAGAAUUUAAAUUUGUAAUACUACAACCUCCAUAUCAUUCCGUCACAUGUGCACAUGUUAUAAAUGCUUUAGCACAUUCAUGCAAACAUUUCUCUACUAUUGUCUGCUGUUUCCUACAUUAUCAGUUGUUUAUGUUGAUGUAACUGUGAUACACUGGUUACCACCCCAUAACAUCUAGGCUUUAUCUAGAAUUGUACCAUAAUGUAAUAAUCCAUCAGGCAUUAUUUACUCUCUAUACUAUACUAUACAUACCCCGCCUAUCGCCCGAUGUAGCUGAGAUUGG